Caretta caretta (loggerhead turtle) is the source of this 6504-nucleotide messenger RNA. The record is from RefSeq and is a predicted model, not a curated record. Lineage: Eukaryota; Metazoa; Chordata; Testudines; Cheloniidae.
AUGGAUUGGCUCCCCUUCAGAACAACUGUUGUUCUAUUCAUUUUAAUGGUAUUCUUGGAUUUCAGUACUGGAUUUCACGUAGAGGUGAAAGAAUGGAAUGAAAAUGGUGUGGCGCAAUGGAAAACCUUCAGAAGACAAAAACGGGAAUGGGUUAAAUUUGCUGCAGCUUGUAGGGAAGGAGAAGAUAAUUCAAGGAGGAAUCCAAUUGCCAAAAUUCGAUCAGAUUGUGAAGAAAACCAGCCAAUUGUAUACAGCAUCUCUGGAAUAGGGAUUGAUCAGCCACCUUAUGGGAUCUUUAUUAUUAAUUCAAGAACUGGAGAAAUUAAUAUAACAUCAAUAGUUGAUCGAGAGUUGACCCCAGUAUUUGUUAUUCGCUGCUUUGCUAAACAUGCACUUACUGGUAUCGAUUUAGAACCGCCUCUUGAACUUCGAGUCAGAGUUCUGGAUAUAAAUGACAAUGCUCCGAUAUUUUCACAAUCUACGUUUAUGGGAUCUAUUGAAGAAAGCUCUAUGGAGACUACUCUGGUGAUGAAAAUAAUUGCCACGGAUGCAGAUGAACCAAAUCACUUGAAUUCCAAAAUUGCCUACAAGAUAGAGAGUCAGGAACCUGCAGGUGCAUCAAUGUUUAUUCUAAAUAAACAUACUGGAGAAGUUCAUAUAGCAAAUUUCCUUGACAGAGAGCAACAUAGCAGCUACUCUCUUGUUGUGAAAGCCUCAGACCGCGAUGGAGCUGCAGAUGGAAUCUCUUCCCUUUGUAAUUGUGCUAUUAAAGUUAUUGAUGUCAACGAUAAUUUCCCAACUCUUUCACAGACUUCAUAUUCAGCAAAUAUCGUGGAAAAUUCACUCAGUUCAGAACUGCUACGGAUACAAGCUAUAGAUGCUGAUGAACAGUAUUCGGACAACUGGUUGGCAGAAUUUUUCUUUAUAUCUGGCAAUGAAGACAACUGCUUUGAAUUCGUAACAGAUCCAGCAACUAAUGAGGGUAUUCUGAGGGUUAUUAAGCCACUGAAUUAUGAAUACUUGCAAAGUUAUCCACUGAGUUUUGGUGUUAGAAACAAAGCUGCAUUCCAUCAUUCAGUUGUUUCUCAGUAUCAAGUUAGUGGAACACCCCUAAUAAUAAAUGUAAACAAUGUGAUUGAACCACCAAGCUUUAGUCCAUCUUCAAUGAGCUUUUUUCUGCCAAGAAGCUUAUCAACAGCUGCCAUGACUAAUUACGUUGUUGGAGUAUAUACAGCCACUGAUGAGGAAACUGGAAAAAUUGCAUCAAAUGUCAGAUAUAUAAUGGGACGUGAUCCAGCUGCCUGGUUCAGCGUCAACUCCAGAACUGCUGAAAUCACUUUGAAGAAAAUUAUUGAUCGAGAGUCAUCCUAUGUAGUCAAUGGGUUGUACAGAGCAGAGUUGCUGGCUAUUACAAGAGAUGUUCCUGCAAAAACUUCCACUGGUACCAUUAUGCUUACAGUUGACGAUUCCUACUAUAACUGUCCAAUUCUUCAUACUGAAAUGAGAAAAGUAUGUAUGAGUUCUCCAACAGUUAUUAUCACAGCAAAAGAUCUGGACGGUGGUCUAUAUAGUCCUCCCUUUACAUUUAUCAUAGUUAAUCAGCCUGCAAAAAGUUCAUGGAGUAUUAGCCCAAUAGAUGGUUACUCUGCAGAGCUGAGAACUCAAAAUAUCGAGUUUUUCAUUUAUGACAUAUAUAUCCAUAUGAUAGACAGCCAAGGCAGAAGAUGUGAACGACCACAGAGAAUUCCUUUGCAAGCCUGUCUUUGUGAUAACCUCCUAGUAUGUAUUACUGGUGCUACAAAAAGAAUUGUUGUCGAAAAAGUUACGGGCGUUGUGACGAUUGAUGAUCGCCAGGUCACUAUUGGUAGUACUGUUACAUCUGCUACUGUUGUUACGGUUACUAAUCCUGUUACAACAUUCAUGCCUGUGGUGCGUGGAACGACUACACUUGGUGGUCCUGCUAUUGCUCUGAUGUUUCUUGGAGGCUUAAUAUUUGUGUUGUUUCCAAUUUUGAUGGCAAUGAGUGACUGUUGUGGUUAUGGAGCUAGACCUGUAGGUGGCGUUGGGGCCGGAUUUGAGCCUGUACCUGAAUGCACAGAAGGAGCAAUUCAUUCAUGGGGAAUUGAAGGAGCACAUCCUGAAGACAAGGAUAUCAAAGGCAUCAGUGCAUCAAAAGCAGCUGCCACUGCAGGUGACUUUGCUGACUCCUCUGACAUUUAUACAAAUACAUAUGGAGGAGGAGCAGUGGUAACUUCAGGACUUGAAGAAACUACAGGGCUCGGAACAGCUGUAGCUUAUGGAACAACUAACAGCUAUGGGGCAGCAACUGCCUAUGGAACAAUGGGGAAAAAAGAGUCAAUUGGAGGGACAUUAAGAGAGUAUAGAGAAGGAGGAGUAAAUAUGGCUUUCUUAGACAGCUACUUCUCGGAGAAAGCAUUUGCCUAUGCAGAUGAAGAUGAAGGCCGACCAGCAAAUGAUUGUCUACUAAUAUAUGAUCAUGAAGGAAUAGGUACUCCUGUUGGUUCCAUUGGCUGCUGCAGUUUUAUUGGAGAAGAUAUCGAUGACACCUAUUUAGAUACAUUAGGACCAAAAUUUAAGACCUUGGCAGAAAUCUGUUUAGGCAAAGUCAUCGAACCCAUUCCAGGUGUUAGUGCUACCUUUCCGAAUAUUGAAAGUGAUCUAAAGCUGCCACCACCUGGAACUACUAUCAUCGUUAAUGAAUCUUCAUCUAUGCCUCCCACAGUUGGUAGUACAACAAUUGUUACCGAAAACACUUACACAUCUGGUUCUACGCUACAGCCUGCAAGGCCUAUACCUGAUCCUUCACUCCAUGGUAAUGUAAUGGUGACUGAGACCUACACAUCCGGCUCAACUUUUCAACCACCCACACUUAGUGUCGAUCCUGUCCGUGCAUCAAAUGUUGUUGUAACAGAAAGGGUGCUUGCUCCUGCCGCCGCCUCUGAUUUGCGCGGCAUUCUAGAUAUUCCUGAUCUAACAGAUGGGGCAAAUGUUGUAGUCACAGAAAGGGUAAUUGCACCUGGCUCAAGGUUACCCCCUUCUUUGAGUAUCCCUGAUUUAGCAGAUGCAUCAAAUGUAGUGGUGACAGAACGGGUGAUUAGACCUGCCUCUGGUCUGCCAGGCAGUUUAACUAUUCCUUCUGAGCUAUCAAAUGCACAUAAUGUGGUUGUUACAGAGAGAGUAGUAUCUGGCCCUGGCAUGGGCAGCAUGGGGGGCGUGAGCGGUAUGGUGGGCAUCAGUGGAAUGGGGGGCAUGAGCAGCAUGACUGGUCAAAUGCUUAGUGCUGACACUCAUCUUAGCCAGACAGUUGGAUCCGUUUCCCCUGGUACAUCUCGAAGAAGGGUAACAAAAUACAGCACGGUACAGUAUGCUAAUCAGUAAGGCUUCUAUUAGUAUAUUUUUCUGCAGAGAUCAUGAUUUACAUUGAAAUUUUUAACUCUUACUAAAUAUACCUAAGUAUAUUUUUAUUAUUUAUAACUAGCAAAUAGUACUAAAAUUCCUGUGAUUCUUGUCUGAGUAAGAAUCUCGUAAAGCUAUCCAGUUUCAAAGUGAAACACAGAAACAUUGUCAAUGGGGGAAAGUUCAGGUAAGCAACUUUAAAUAUUUUCUUUUAUUAUUACAAAUGCAGUGCUAAAAACAGAUGGUGCUUCCUCUUCCAUAGCAUGGCUUUUGCAUAUUGUCAGUGUUAAGAGUGAGAAUAUCAUUCAUUCAAAACAUCGCCCUCCUAAUAUACAUUAGUCAGCGUGCUCUCUAUUUCCCUGCCAUAUUUCUCAGGCAAUAUGAAAAUGGAACAGCACUGGAGCUGUGCUGAAAUAUUUAGGACCAAUUUGAACAGUUAAUUUGGUUCAGGAGCAACCGAUUUAUGCAGAGUCUAUCCAGAGCAAAAAUUUCAUAUUGGAUAUCCAUUUCCAAUACUUACUCAGCUAAGCUUAAAAUGAGCUUAAAAUUGGUCCAGGAGAAAGAGCUUAGUAUCAGAAUGUGUCAGUGAGACGGAAUCACUGUAUGUGUAUCGUACUGACACGCAUGAAUUUCAUAUGGCGCCCAUGCUGAGAUAUUUUAUCAUAUUUAUGGCCUGUCAUGAUAUCUUUGGCCUUUAUUUAAAUUAGGAUUAAUGGCCCUGUGACUGAUUAACUGCCCCUCUCCCAGAUGUGGUGUGGCAGUAGUGCAGUGCUGUCUCGGGAAAGGGUCAUCGUUGUGACUUUUCAACACAGUGUUUAACUAAUCACUUCCAUUUGCUUGGGGUUUACAUUGCAUGUUGUCACUAUACGUUUUACAAAAAGUUACUUAUCCUAAGUUAUUCCCUUGCCACUAACCUAAUAGAAUGUAUAGAAAUAGUUACAAGCAUAUAAAUACAGUAUAUUCUCAUUACUCACCACUCCUCUCAGUAAAUACCAGGACUUCCAUCCUGAAGGGUUUGACGCAAAACACACCACAACUAGUCCAUCUGAUCUGGUAAGGGUAUGAAACUAUUAGUCAUGUCUGUGUCUCCACUAAACUUACUUCCAUAGGCUAAUCAGCCAUGACUGCUAUCCUCAGUGACUCAGAGGUUCUUAGUCAGGCUUGCUGCCAUCUACUAACCAGAAGAUAAUCUCCAAUUUCUGGAUAUAUUCUGAGUAUUAUAUUAUAUCUUACUAGUUCUCUGCACUAACAAAUCACAAGGAAAUAUCAUCUUAGCUUCAUGUUCUGUGGGUACAACUGCAGUUUACUCAAAGUGUUAUAAUUCUGAUUUUCGCAGUAGAAGUCUUUCAGGAGAAGAAAAAACUACUUGAGAAAACAUAGCUUUGCUAGCGCACAGUACAGAGACUAGAUAUUUCAUAUCAUGUCUGUACUUUGCAUUGUAUUUCGAAAGUGAAUUUGAAUAUGUUAAAUGGGAAAACUACAUGGAAGUCCUUAUGGAUUUUAUCAUCUAAAUUAAAUUGGGUGUUUAGUUCCUAUUUUUCCACAAGACGCCAGCUCAGCCAAAAUCUCAAUUUGCUUGAAACUAAAUAAAUACAAACAGUAAAAAUCUGGCCUCAGAUUUCAGCUGAUACUAACAAAAAGUUGGAAAUCUUUUAUCCAUUCCUUAGUGCCUCUGUGGAUAGCUUACUAAUUGCAUAUAUACAUCAUAGAAUACAUGAAGCUGAAUGAACAAAAUACUGAAAUAUAGUAACUACCUUGUUUCAAUUCUGUACCAUAUGUAAAGUAUAGUAACUAGUGUACACAACAAUACUUUAGUGUAAAUACAAUAAAAUUAUUCAUGGGGCUUGUUUUGUCACUAAACUAUAAAAUCUGUAUUUCUUUUCCCUCUUGCUUUGCUCCUUCAAUGCUGAUGGGUAAGUUAUUGAGGAGUUUACGAGAGUUGUAUUAGGAUAAUCACUUGCUCUCUGACAUCACUUCCCAUGGGUUAAAAGGGAGAAGGAGACUUAGUCACCUACCUAGAUUGAUUUAUCUCAUAAGAUCUGGACAAAGAGUUUCUGAGCCUGAUGUCGUUUAAAGGCUUUUCUAAAUUAUGCUUGCUGAAAUGCCAAUUGGCCCACUGUCAAAGACAGUGUGAAGUGCCUUCUGCAGUGACAUUACAGCCACAGAUUCCAGUGGCUUCCUGAAGUUUAUCAUAAAGCCCAAGGCUGCCUCACAAAAGGGUUCUCCCAUGGUAUUGUAUCCAGCUUCAAACCUCUUACAAAGCCACUUGUUGUGCUACAUAUUCUACACAUUAAUGCUGGUGUAAGUCUCUUAGGACCUGAUUCUGCAAUCCUCACUCAAGUUGGGUAUCACUUUGGUUUUAUUGACUUAAAUGAAAAUUUUCUCCCCAGUAAGUCCUAUGUAGUGUGAGUAAGGAUUGCAGGAUUGUUCAUUGAAGAAGGAAAACAGGUUGCUACUGUACACAGGCUUAUGGUUUCAUGACUGAGUAUUGCAAACUAUAAAGUUCAGUACAAAAAUCAAAUGUUGCCUUUUUCACUAACCAAAAAGCUAUUAUUAACAAAAAUGACUUUGAUGUAAAAAAGGAUUUUUUCCAAAAUAUCAGUGUUGUCUAAGUAUUUCUCUAAUCAUGUUAUGCAAAUCAAAAAUAUUCUUCCCCCCCAUGAUAUUCACUAGUUGUAAAAUUAGGCUUCAGAAACACUUGCUGCAUUCUUUCUUUACCCUGUUGAACAGGAAUGUUGUAUGAUGUAUCAGUGUUUGAACUAGCUAUAGUCUCUUGCAUGUCUAGGAAUAGAAAUGGUUUUAAAAAAAGGAAAAAAUGUUAAAAAACCUGGAUCUGUUUGAUUAUACAGUAGUUGCCUUUCUUUGUUAGUAAUAAUUUCUGCCAACUCUUUUUAAAGAACAGUAGUUUGAUGUUUAGUGAAGUGUCAUGAAAGAAUAUGCUAGUGUAGUUUUUUAACACUUGAUUUCCCAUGGAUCAAGCAGCAACAACAUUAUUCCCUUUCAAACUGCACUACCAAUGCAUUUCUGAAUAUUAAUUUCUCUUGCUGUGUAAUUUCAGCUUUUAAAAAAAGUUUUGUUAGUAAGAUA